GCAGACGUUGCACGUGCCCUUGUCCAUGAAGUACAACUGCCCGAGCCAGUCUACGUGGAAGCUGGCCGUGACGUCACUGCUCACCGUGCUGCGCGUUGGUCUGCCCAUCGCACACAACAACGAGGCCCACUUCAAGGACCUGUGGUCCGACCUGGCCGCGACGCUCGAGGAGUUCCUGUUCUCGUCCAGCAAUCCACCACCAACCCAGAGCCUGGAGGACCAGCAGUGUGAUGAAAUGUUAGACUGCAAGGUGGUACAGCUUAUACGAGAGAUCAUUUUGCCACAUUCAAGCCACGUGCCGAAAGAUUUCGUGCUCAAGAUUGUUGCCCUCCUGAACAAGGGUUCUAUUCACUCAGCGACAAGUAGUACACCUGUUGAUACAGAGUCUACACGCAAGCUGCGUGAAGAGUUCGCCAAAGCCUGCUUUGAGACGCUACUGCAGUUCUCUUUCCUUGGCGGCAUUGUGUUGCCGGAGGGCGGCGUUGUCAACCGCCUGGCUGUCACUUCGCUCCUCCAUCGGUUCCAGGAGGUUAUCUGCCAUUAUGUGGAAGAUGAGCAGCUAAGUGGCAAAUGCCCUCUGCCGCGGCAUCGCAUGGCCGAGAUAUCCUUUGUUCUCAAAGCAGUGGCAACGCUCACCGCUUCGCUCAAGAAGGCACCGCCAAAUAAUGUUGAAUGGAGUGUCUGGGAACAACUGAUCGCCCUGUAUCCCCAUCUCGUGAGCUGUAGCACGUCGACGUCAGCCCAAGUUUGCCGAUCGCUGCGAGAAGCCCUCCACGAGUAUGCCGAUCUGCUGGCGCCGCCCCGGUCACCACCGCCUCAAAGAAACGGGGGCCGUCCAGCUGCCACUUAGCCUUUCACAAAACUUUAUUCUAAAAAUCACCCUUUCCGCCAUCGCAGUGUGACAACAUCGGAGUCUGAACUUUCGCCAUCCAGGUUCUCGAAGCGUGAACACUUUGUUUAAACGCAUUACCUGACGUUGUUCAACGUUCUGGGAUCUCCCACUGCUUUGAAAACUGUGGCUAUGGCUAUUGUGUGAUCAGUUUUGCACUUAUGCUAAAGGUGACAGGAUCGCUAGUUGUUUUCUCCCUGGCCCUGCUGUUAAGUGCAAGCAUGCCCGGUGUUUUCCAAGAUCAUGGUCAUUGUGUUGCAUACUUCAGUAACUGUAACAGAAGUCAUGUAUGCCAUAGUGCAGUUGUGUUUAUCGUGCCAACGACGUACGAUCUGCUGCUGAAAAGGUGACUGCUGCCCAUGGCGGGGAUACCGGAGAGUUAUUGUUUCCCCUUCCUUGGCAGCAUUGAAAAAUAACAAAGGGGGGACAAAGGCUUUGACUUUUCCUUUUUUUUUUUUUUCUUAUUGCUUGAACUAGCAAGUAACGAGCCAUAACACUAAACUAAUGCAAGAGACAUCAGGAAGGCAUUCGUUCACGUGAAAGUCUACUAAACUGCAACAUUAAAUACACAAACUUACUGUAGGCUCAGGGGUGUUGUACUAAUUGUUAAUCGACCUGAGAGUAGUUAAUUCAAGUGACAUUUUCUCAAAUGGUAUUUCACUGCAUCUAAUUUUUAAGGCAAAAUACCAGUGGCUAUGCUGUCUCUUUCAUACUUAUGAACAGACAUUUUUCGUGGUCAAUGAGGACACAUGCUUGCAUAGUGUGUUGAGAAUAGCGGUAUGACAUGUGGACACGUCACCCUAAAUUAAAAUUGAGAUGUUUGUUUACAUUCAAGAAUUCAAGGUGACUUGACAUACAUUUCUCACUCUUAAAGGGACUUUAUUUGUAAAUUAACCUUCACCGUUACCAGGAAAGGACCCAAAAACGAAACACAGGUGGCAACACUACCUUGAAGUUCCCACACUAGCUUGCCACGAUUUCAUGAAUUUUGAUACUGUCAGCUCGGGCCUUGUUAGUUUUUUAUAGCUAUAGAUGGACUACAUUGUACUUUAAAAGUGCCAAAGACUGGCCUUGGCAAGUUUUGAGAGCUUUUACUAAGUAAGCUGCUACGAGCCAAACAUGAAGAAAAUAAGUCUAACCUCGAUAUAACGAAUUAUUGGAUAUAACGAAUUAAGCAUAAAGUGUCUCGUCACUUUACAAUGUAACAGGUGUAUGUUUUUAACGAAUAUCAUACAUAACAAACUUUUUUCUUGUUUUUCUUUUUUUGGUGUUGGAUGCGACUUCAUUAUCAUGAGGUUUGACUACAUUAAAAUUCACGACGUCUCGCUGACAUCUCGGCGCUGCAAUUUUAGCGCAGAAUUUUUUUAAUCGGAACUUAGACUUUCACUUUCUCGUUUUUUAAUCACCCUAUUAUUGCGAAAUUAAUGAAAAUAGUUUUGAAGGCAUACUUUAUCAGUCUUGGCUGAUUUAGUGUUCUUCUUAAGUGCCCCGUUAAGGUCCUUGUGCAAGGACUAUUAAAAUAGACCUCUUGGAAAUGUUGUUAGCUUGAAAUACAAAGCAAACAAGACGUGAGACUAAUACUUUUCUCACAUUGUGUGUGCGACUUCAAAUCUCGCAUGACUGAGUGGCGAGUGGCUACAGCACUUCGUGACAAGGGUCAUCCCGCUUCUGUGUUUGCCCUGCACCAUUUUGACUGCAUUCAACUUUUAUGUAGGUGGAACAUUCAGGCCAUAGUUUGGAAUUCUCCAGAUUUAUAUCACUGCGCGUAAUGUUGCUGUAAAUCAUUUUGUCCAUAUUGAGCUCCGCACUGGCAUGAGUCACUAGAGUGCUGUUUGGGUGCAACAGUUGUGUAGCCCGCAGGGCUUUCCAAAAGAGCAUCGCCUUUAUGUUAUCACUUGGAAUGUGUGUCACUAGCUUUUUCCGCGACAUCUACCGUAGGAAGUGAACUAUUUCAGUGCUUGAAGCAUGUGUUCGAACCGAUGCAAUGGAUUGGGCAAUGUACUGUGUUCUGACAAGUGUACUGCUUUCAAUAAAGCCCACGAAUGUUUCUGUAGGUCGUAGACUGGCGGCAAACUACAGUAGAAGCUCUCUAAUAUGUUUUUCACAGUACCAUGGGAAUAGAAUAGAGCUGGUAAGUGUAUCACCAUUGUGUGCUGUCUGCAUCACAAGUACUGGGUUUGAAUGUUGUUUCAGUGAGAAACGUAUUACGUGUGAGCCCUACUAUGUUUGUUGUGAAGGGGAAGUCUUCCAGUUCUUCUAGCAAAGCGUUCUUUUUUUUUUUCCCUAGGAGCGGACUGCUGCAAACAGAAUUUCAAGUAUAUAACACAGUACUGAUGGUACAUUUGACUGGACGUUUUCGAGCACUCUAUGACACCCUGGCGGCCCGGUUUACAUUCGGCUGGUUGAAAUUGAGUGCUCGGAACACGUUCGCCUGGUUCGUUAAGAGCGCUUGGAGGUGCUCUCACCUUCAAUCUAGAGUGCACCCAAGUUUUGGCAGAAUUACGAUUUUUCUGGGGACAGCUGAAUGCUCCUCUGAGGCGAGCUUUCUUAGGCUAUAAUCAAUAGAGGAAUGCGCAUUGUUGUCAACUGAAACUGAGCGCAGUAGGAACCAGUCGAAUGUGCCAUACUACUUUCCUGUAACUCCUUCACUUCUGAUGUUCAGACUUAUUUGGAACUGGCUUAGUUGUUUUGUUAGGUAUCUGAAUUGUUCACUGCAGUGGUGGUUUUGUUUUCUGGGUUAUUUCCUUGCCACUAUAAACCUGAACGUGUGCCACAUUUCAACCAUCGCUACUGCAACUGUUGAGACAACGACAGAAAAGAAAAGUCAGCACCACUGCCUGGCUAGGUCGUCUGCAAAAGCUAAGACUAACCGAGACAUGAAACGAGGUUGUUGUCAGCUACAAGCUGAACGUCCAAAGCAUUUUCAUUUUUAGCCUCUCUGUAUACACAAAAGCAUUAGUUAAUCGUGUCACACUACCACCUAAGAAAAGGUAAGGAGCAGUACAGUCUUGCUGAGCAGAACUGUUUAUUGUUAGCACUUUGCCUCAGCUUAUGCUUUGAAUAAUUUGUAUAAAUACAGUUUUAUAUAGACAAGUUGCAUGUGUCUAGUACAGGCAAAAUGAGCAGACAGCUAUGUUGACACUUCUGCUCUUCUUCGCUGUACACAGCCUCCAGCAAGAAUCUUUGCCUCUUAACCAUUGAAAAUUCGGUCAGUGUAUUAAUCUAAUUACCUUAAGGAAAAAUUAAUGUCACUCAAUUCUGUUUACUUAUGUCUUUUUGCCCGCACAGGAUGCGACAGCAGCACCACCUCAUCUGUGUUUUUUUUACUACUGCAUGCCAGAAGCUUGCAAAACCCAUCAAUGCUGUUUUCGUUUCUCACACUUAAGUUUCUCACUUGCAUAUAUGGCUGGAUUGGGAGCCUGGUGCUUUAUUCCAAAAUAUGACGUUGCUGUUUGUGGCAGAUGCUACUUUGAUUAUUGACAGCUGCAGUUUCCACUAAAGCUGAGCCGUCAUUGAUAUUCAUACAGAACAAAUGUGUUUGCAGUUGGUUGUGCUUUCUUUCAUAUGAGCCUGCCAUUCACGCUUAAAGCAAUCGACUUGUUGCUGCAACCUUGAGGUCGCAGUUUUCAUGUAAAUAAAUGAAAGCGGAUUUAGUCCGAAAUCUGUAAAUAUAUAUAUAUAUAUAUA
Messenger RNA from Dermacentor silvarum, 4576 nucleotides. Its product is annotated as protein MON2 homolog. The record is from RefSeq and is a predicted model, not a curated record. The transcript has 7 exons. NCBI's taxonomy places the organism in Eukaryota, Metazoa, Arthropoda, Arachnida, Ixodida, Ixodidae. Bases 26 to 850 code for a protein of 274 amino acids.